Molecule: messenger RNA, 3221 nt
Organism: Impatiens glandulifera
Lineage: Eukaryota; Viridiplantae; Streptophyta; Magnoliopsida; Ericales; Balsaminaceae
Product: LRR receptor-like serine/threonine-protein kinase EFR
Exons: 2
Coding region: 70-3066 (998 amino acids)
Biological process (GO): protein phosphorylation
Molecular function (GO): ATP binding; protein binding; protein kinase activity
Source: RefSeq, a predicted model, not a curated record
ACAUGUCUGGUUCCAAGUUCCAACCAUCAAUUAACUAGAUCAAGCUUUAAGUUCAAUUUGCAUUUUCAAAUGGCUUUCUCCAACUAUACUAUUAUCUUCUCUAUUUCCAUUUCCUUCACCAUCUCCUCUGCAACUCAAUUUACCAUAGAUACUGAUAAACAAACUUUACUUGCACUCAAAUCCAAUUUCCUAAGCAUUAAUUCAUAUACAACCCCACUCUCCACUUGGCUCAAUGAUCAUUCUUCCCCUUGCAACUGGACUGGCGUCACUUGCAGCCAACAGAGAGUCGUCGAACUCGAUCUCUCCGGCAUGGGUCUCGGGGGUCUCAUUAGCCCCCACAUCGGAAACCUCUCAUUCUUAACUUCACUACUUCUUCAAAACAAUCAGCUCUCUGGACCAAUUCCAGACCAAAUCGGAAACCUUUUCCGUCUGAACACUCUAAACGUAAGCUUCAACCUUAUCAAAGGAGAAAUCCCGACAAACCUCAGUCGUUGUACGAACCUUGUCAAUUUAGACCUCAUGCAAAAUCAAAUCUUUGGCAACAUACCCGACGACUUUAGCCGCCUCUCAAAGCUCGAGCGACUAAAUCUGGCACGUAACAAUUUCUCUGGUCAGAUUCCUUUAUCGAUCACCAACAUAUCGUCGCUGUCUUAUUUGAAUCUGGGUACGAACAGUCUAAUUGGAGGUAUACCGUCGGAGCUGGGAAACCUUAGGAAUCUCCGAGAACUUGAUCUUUCUAUUAACAACCUUAGUGGAAAUGUUCCUCAAUCUGUUUACAAUAUGUCAUCAAUGGUUUAUAUAGUCUUGGCCGAUAAUGACCUUACAGGUGAUCUUCCCACUAAUAUUGGCUUCUCACUUCCAAAUCUUUUAGGGUUGAACUUCUGCUUCAAUAAGUUCACCGGUCCUAUCCCGUCUUCCUUACACAAUCUUACCCGCAUUCGAAGUAUUCGAAUGGCAUGGAUGUUCCUACAAGGGUCUGUGCCGCCAGGCCUCGAGAAUCUUCAAGACUUGGAAAUGUAUAAUAUUGGUUACAAUAGGAUUGUUAGCAAUGGAGAUGAUGGGUUAAGUUUCCUUACUUAUCUAACCAAUGCAACUCGUCUAUCGUUUCUCGCCAUUGAUGGGAAUCUUCUAGAAGGGAGAAUACCAGAAUCGAUUGGAAGUCUUUCAAAGGACUUGACGAAAUUGUACAUGGGAGGGAAUCGAAUCUACGGUCGAAUUCCGGCGUCUAUUGGGAAAUUGAGUGGCUUGCAGUUACUGAACUUAAGUUAUAACUCGAUCUCCGGUGAAAUUCCACAGGAGAUAGGAAUGUUAACUUAUUUGCAGGAGUUGGAAUUGUCGGGUAACAGAUUAUCUGGAAAUAUACCGGUCUCAAUUGGAAAUCUUGAGAGGUUGAACCAGAUUUCCAUUUCAGGGAAUGAACUGGUGGGAAGCAUACCGACCGAAUUCGAGAAAUUUAAGAAUUUGAUUAAGUUGGACUUGUCGAGAAACAUGCUCAACGGAAGCAUACCAAAAGAAAUCCUAAGUCUUCGCAGUUUGAGCACAAUCUUGAAUCUCUCGAAAAAUUCUUUUUCGGGGAAUUUAGCUCAAGAUAUCGGAAAGCUGGACAACCUCGUCGCCAUUGAUCUCUCGAACAAUUUAUUCUCAGGUAAUAUACCCAACUCAAUCUCGCAAUGCAAAAGCUUGGAGAAGUUAUUAAUGGCGAAUAACAAGUUCUCGGGUUCAAUUCCAUCAUCUCUUGGAGAAGUAAAAGGGCUUGAAAUUCUUGAUAUUUCUUCAAAUAUGUUAUCCGGCACCAUUCCUAUUGAGCUCGAGAGCCUCCGAGCUUUGAAACUAUUAAACUUAUCGUUCAACAACUUGGAAGGACGAAUCCCAUAUGGGUUCGCCAACACAACUCUUGUCGAUCUUCAAGGAAACCAUAAUCUCGGCCACCAAAACCGGGUUGGAGGCCGAAAGAGGCUAAUCCUGAUCGUUACACUCAUUUGCGUACCAAUCCUCUUGGCCGUGUGCAUUUCCGUUUUAUGGGUGAUUUGUAUAAGGAAGAAGAAGAACAGAGUGAAAGACAAAGUGUUGGUGUUUUCGGAGUCAUUUAAGGGAAAACAUACGGCGGUUUCCUACAAUGACAUUAGAAUGGCAACGGAAAACUUUGAUCAAUUGAACUUGAUUGGUCGUGGGAGCUUUGGGUCGGUUUAUAAAGGGAGGAUUUGCAAAGGACAGUUUCAUGCAAUUAAAGUCAUCGAUAUGGAUCAGACAGGGUCGAUGAAGACAUUUGUGGCGGAAUGUAAGGCAUUGAAGAACGUUAGGCAUCGAAACCUUGUCAAGCUGAUCACGACUUGCUCGAGCACCGAUUUCAAGAAUAGGGAUUUUGUCGCUUUGGUUUAUGAGUUGAUGAGUAAUGGGAGCUUAGAGGAUUGGAUAACCGGAAAGAGGAAGCAUACAAAUGGAGAUGGUCUUAGCAUCUUGGAAAGACUAACAGUGGCCAUCGAUGUUGCGAAUGCGAUAAACUAUCUUCACAAUGAAUGUGAAGGUCAGGUAGUGCAUUGCGAUUUGAAGCCAACCAAUAUUCUCUUGGACGAUGACAUGACCGCAAAGGUGGCGGAUUUCGGGUUGUCAAAGUUGUUAGGUUGUGAGGAUCCUAAGCAAUCUAUUAGCUUAAGCAACACAUUCAGCUUAAGGGGCUCCAUUGGCUACAUACCUCCAGAAUACGGAAUGGGACAGAAACCGGGGGCUGCCGGAGAUGUUUAUAGCUACGGAAUAACAUUGCUAGAGCUGUUCACGGGGAGAGGUCCGACGGAUGAGAGUUUUGUGGGAGGGUUGAGUUUGAAGAAAUGGGUGGAAAAUGCAUUGGAAAGUAAUAGAGUAAAUGAAGUGGUGGAUUGUAAUAUUGUUAUGAACAUGGACAAGCUUUUGAGUGAAAAGGGAGAGUGUUGUGUGAGUGAAUGGAGGUGCUUAAAUGAGGUCCUUGAAGUUGGGAUUCUAUGCACGGUUGAUUCUGCUGAGGCUCGUCUCAAUAUUAAGGAUGUUCUUUCCAAGCUCAGGAAUAUCUCCCACACAUUUAUCAACUCUUGAAUCAACUAAGACAUUAUAAAUAUAAUUAUUAAUAUAUAUAAGAGAGUGAUUGUAACAUAGAAGAAAAUUAUCUAAUGUUUAAUAGAUACUAAAUUAUAUGUAGCUUUGGUUUUAAUAAGAAAUUAAAUAAAAAUGGAAAGAUAUCUCCAGUUCAA